Messenger RNA from Funneliformis caledonium, 798 nucleotides. The record is from the annotation of a GenBank genome assembly. Lineage: Eukaryota; Fungi; Glomeromycota; Glomeromycetes; Glomerales; Glomeraceae.
AUGGAACGAUUUUUCUUAGUUAAGCCUUGGAUAAAGAAAAAAGUGUUAUGUUACCUAUUAAAUGAAGAAUAUAAUAAAACGCCAGUUAGGGCACAAGUUUUACGGUUUACUAAUUCUCAAGAAGAAUUAGAACCAAAUGAAUUAGUGUCAGCAGAAAUUCACGACAAUCAACAUUUUAUUAAAUGUCUUUUUACGAACGAAAGCGUUCUUGAUUUUGAAUGUAAAAAUAUUCCUGAAGAAACAGAAGGAAAAUCCUUUUUACAUAUUUGUGAAGAGAUGGAAGUUAAAGAGUCCCUUCAAGCUCAAGUUGUUAAAGAUAAAAAACAAAGUCCCCUUGACCAUCCUGGUUGGAACGAUUUUGGGACCAUGUUUUAUAGUAAUUCGGUUGACAUUCAUAUUAUUCCACCGGAUCAGUUAAGAACCAUGAGAAAUAUUCCGGGGUGGAAUUUUUUACCGAGAAAUAAUAAUGACGAAGAUAUAUCUAGUAGUAGUGAAGAAUACGAAACCGAAUCGUCCGCAUCUACGGAGUGGAACCCCGGUUCUCCAGAAUCAUCACGAUAUGACUCGGAUGGGAAAAUUAGCCUUAACGAUGAAGAUUUCGCCAUUAUAAUUAAAGGAAAUUAUUUAAAUUCUCAGCGGUCAAGUGCUGAAGAAGAGGAAAAUGAAAAUAAUCGAGCGGACACUGUGAAAUAUGAGGAAGCUCAUUCCACACAAAAUAAAAGAAAGAAUCUUGAAAAGGAUUCUGAUGACAGUGUAGCUAUAAAGAAACAAAAAAAAUUCUAUGACUUCUUUCUGUAG